CCGGCUUCUCAGUUGCGGCGUCAGGUUUGGCGGUGGCCCCAGAGGUUUCGCGUCAGAGAGGAGUUUUGUGGGGCGGACCCCGCAGUCCACGGAGAGAGCCAGCGGUGGAGUGUGGGCCGGCAGAGGCUGGGCCAGAGGGACCAAAGCAGGAGGGGGCCAUCUUGCGUCCAGCAAAGUUGAACCAGAGGAUUCACCCAUCACUUCUAUGGCUGCCUCACAAACUUCGCAAACUGUUGCAUCUCACGUUCCUUUUGCAGAUUUAUGUUCAACUUUAGAACGAAUACAGAGAAGUAAAGGACGUGCAGAUAAAAUCAGACACUUCAGGGAAUUUUUAGAUUCUUGGAGAAAAUUCCAUGAUGCCCUUCAUAAGAACCAGAAAGACGUCACAGACUCUUUUUAUCCUGCAAUGAGACUUAUUCUUCCUCAGCUAGAAAGAGAGAGAAUGGCCUAUGGAAUCAAAGAAACAAUGCUUGCUAAGCUUUAUAUUGAAUUGCUCAAUUUACCUAAAGAAGGAAAAGAUGCUCUUAAACUUUUAAAUUACAGGACACCUACUGGAACCCGUGGAGAUGCCGGAGACUUUGCCAUGAUUGCAUACUUUGUAUUGAAACCAAGAUGUUUACAGAAAGGAAGUCUAACCAUACAGCAAGUGAAUGACAUUUUGGACUCAAUUGCCACCAAUAAUUCUGCCAAAAGAAAGGACCUAAUAAAGAAGAGUCUUCUUCAGCUCAUAACUCAGAGUUCAGCACUUGAACAAAAGUGGCUAAUACGAAUGAUUGUAAAGGACUUAAAGCUAGGUUUUAGUCAGCAAACUGUAUUUUCUCUUUUUCAUAAUGAUGCUGCGGAGUUGCAUAAUGUCACCACAGAUCUGGAAAAAGUCUGUAGGCAACUGCAUGACCCUUCAGUAGGGCUCAGUGAUAUCUCUAUCACUUUAUUCUCUCCCUUUAAACCAAUGCUCGCUGCAAUAGCAGAUAUUGGGCGAAUUGAGAAGGACAUGAAAAACCAGAGUUUUUAUAUUGAAACCAAGCUAGAUGGCGAGCGUAUGCAAAUGCACAAAGAUGGGAAUGUAUAUGAAUAUUUCUCCCGAAAUGGACAUAAAUUUACGCAACAGUUUGGUGAUUCUCCACAGAAAGGUUCUCUUACACCAUUCAUUCAUAAUGCAUUCAGAACAGAUAUACAGAUUUGUAUCCUUGAUGGUGAGAUGAUGGCCUACAAUCCUAAUACACAAACUUUUAUGCAAAAGGGGAAUAAGUUUGAUAUUAAAAGAAUGGUAGAAGAUUCUGAUCUGCAGACUUGCUAUUGUGUUUUUGAUGUAUUAAUGGUCAAUAAUAAAAAGCUAGGACGUGAAACUCUGAGAAAGAGAUACGAAAUUCUUAGUAGUAUUUUAACACCAAUACCAGGCAGAAUAGAAAUAGUGGAAAAAACACAAGCUCAUACUAAUAAAGAAGUAAUUGAUGCUCUGAAUGAAGCAAUAGAUAAAAGAGAAGAGGGAAUCAUGAUCAAACAUCCUCUAUCCAUUUAUAAGCCAGACAAAAGAGGUGAAGGAUGGUUAAAAAUUAAACCAGAGUAUGUAAACGGCCUCAUGGAUGAACUGGACAUCAUCAUUGUCGGGGGCUAUUGGGGUAAAGGUGCCCGGGGUGGAAUGAUGUCUCAUUUUUUGUGUGCUGUCGCAGAGAAGCAUGCUUCUGGUGAGAAACCGUCAGUGUUUCAUACUCUCUGUCGUAUUGGCUCAGGUUACACCAUGAAAGAACUAUAUGAUCUGGGUUUGAAACUGGCCAAGCAUUGGAAGCCUUUUCAUAAAAAAGCCCCACCAAGUAGCAUUUUAUUUGGAACAGAGAAGCCAGAAGUGUACAUUGAGCCUUGUAAUUCUGUCAUCGUUCAGAUUAAAGCGUCAGAGAUUGUUCCCAGCGACAUGUAUAAAACUGGCUGCACUUUGCGUUUUCCACGAAUUGAGAAGAUCAGAGAAGACAAAGAGUGGCAUGAGUGCAUGACUCUGGAUGACUUAGAACAACUUCGAGGGAAAGCAUCUGGAAAGCUUGCGUCUAAACACCUUUCUGUCGGUGGUGAUGAUGAACCCCAAGUAAAAAAGCGGAAAGCUCCCCCCAAAAUAAAGAAAGUUAUUGGAAUUAUUGAGCACUUAAAAGCACCUAACCUUUCCAAUGUAAACAAAGUUUCCAAUAUAUUUGAAGAUGUGGAGUUUUGUGUUAUGAGUGGAAUAAAUGGCCAUCCAAAGCCUGACCUGGAGAACAGAAUUGCAGAAUUUGGUGGUUAUAUAGUACAAAACCCAGGCCCAGACACAUACUGUGUUAUUGCAGGGUCUGAGAACAUAAGAGUGAAAAAUAUAAUUUCUUCAGAUAAACAUGAUGUUGUCAAGCCCGAGUGGCUGUUAGAAUGUUUUAAGACCAAAAGCUGUGUGCCAUGGCAGCCUCACUUUAUGAUUCAUAUGUGCCCAUCAACAAAACAACAUUUUGCCCGUGAAUAUGAUCGUUAUGGUGAUAGUUAUUUUGUUGAUACAGAUUUGAACCAACUGAAGGAAGUAUUCUCAGGAAUUAAAGAUUCUAGUGAACAGACUCCUAAAGAAAUGGCCUCUGUGAUUGCUGAUUUAGAGUGUCGAUAUUCCUGGGACUGCUCUCCCCUGAAUAUGUUUCGAAAUCACACCAUUUAUUUGGACUUGUAUACUGUUAUUAAUGACUUGACUACCAAAAUCGAGGGAACAAGAUUAGCUAUUACAGCCUUAGAGCUUCGCUUUCAUGGAGCAGAAGUAGUUUCUCGUUUAGCUAAGGGAGUGUCUCAUGUAAUCAUUGGGGAGGAUCAUAGUCGUGUUGCAGAUUUUAAAGCUUUUCGAAGAACUCUUAAGAGAAAGUUUAAAAUUCUGCAAGAAGGUUGGGUAAUUGAUUCAAUAGACAAAUGUGAGUUACAGGAUGAAAAUCAAUAUUUGGUUUAAAGCUUGUUUUUCUAGUGAGGAAAUCAUCUGAUUUGGCCAACCCCUAACAGGUGAUAAUGAUAAAAUAUUAAGCUAAAUUUUAUUUUUAUCUCUUAAUAUCUAUGCUUGAAUAAUAUUAUUAGAUAUAGGAAAACAAUAAUUUUCACUUUUGAAGUAGA
Messenger RNA from Myotis davidii, 3099 nucleotides. It is a transcript of the gene LIG4, whose product is annotated as ligase IV, DNA, ATP-dependent. The record is from RefSeq and is a predicted model, not a curated record. Gene Ontology annotation, molecular function: ATP binding; DNA ligase (ATP) activity; DNA binding. Gene Ontology annotation, cellular component: DNA ligase IV complex; DNA-dependent protein kinase-DNA ligase 4 complex. The coding region runs from base 206 to 2941 and encodes 911 amino acids. Lineage: Eukaryota; Metazoa; Chordata; Mammalia; Chiroptera; Vespertilionidae. The transcript is spliced from 2 exons. Gene Ontology annotation, biological process: nucleotide-excision repair, DNA gap filling; DNA biosynthetic process; double-strand break repair via nonhomologous end joining.